Asparagus officinalis (garden asparagus) is the source of this 1512-nucleotide messenger RNA. RefSeq lists its product as uncharacterized. The record is from RefSeq and is a predicted model, not a curated record. Bases 27 to 1103 code for a protein of 358 amino acids. NCBI's taxonomy places the organism in Eukaryota, Viridiplantae, Streptophyta, Magnoliopsida, Asparagales, Asparagaceae. The transcript is spliced from 2 exons.
CAAGUUCGAUCCAAUAAUCCAUCACCAUGACAACUUCCAGCUCUACUACCUCCCCUACAUCGUCCUCAUCAUUUGAUUUGCCCACUGCCUCGCCUCUCCCCAAUCUCGGUAAUAUUCAUCAUUUUCUUUCUUUAAGGCUAACUCCAACAAACUAUUUGCUAUGGAAAACACAGUUUCUUCCUUUGUUAAGGAGUUUCGAUCUCCUCGGAUUAGUGGAAGGCACAGAUCGUUGUCCUUCCCCUUCCAUUGUUACUAGUGAAUCUGGUAUGUCAUCUUUAACUCCAGCAUACACUGCUUGGGUUCGCAAAGACCAACUCCUCCUCAGUUGGAUCAUCGCUUCACUCUCGGAAGAAGUUCUCCCACAAGUUGUUGGUCUUGCAACAUCUCAUGAAGUAUGGAAGGCUUUACACCAAGCUUUUGGCUCUCCGUCACACACUCGAAUUCUUCAACUACACACUCAAUUGCAAAAUCUACAAAAAGGAGAUAGUUCUGUCUCCUCCUACUUGAGCAAAGCAAAAUAUCUUGCCGAUGAACUUGCUGCUGCUGGUCAACCCAUGCCUCUUGCUACCUUUAAUGCAAUUGUCUUUAAUACCUUGGCUGCUGAAUACGGUGAGAUGAUUUCAGCCUUGUCUGCCAGGACGGAACCAGUCUCUUAUCCUGAACUUUGUAGUUUGCUCGUUGGCCAUGAAAUUCGACUCUCAGCACAAUCUGUUGCAGUUCCCUCAAUUGUUCCUGCAGCGAAUGUUGCUCAUGCUCAACCAAACAUUACUAAUGACAAUCGUUUUCACCGUGGGCGUGGCCGUGGACGUGGUCGUGUCUCCUCUAAUCGUCGUGAUCCUUGCCCAGUUUGUGGUGUGCACGGCCACAGUCCUUAUCGUUGUCGAUUCCGUCAUCGUGGUCCGCCCAAUCCUCAGGCGAAUUCUGCACAAUUUCAGCACUCAUAUGCACCCAUUGAUGAUUGGUUUCCUGACACUGGUGCUACACAUCAUAUUGCCCCGGACUUCACCAAUUUUCUGGCAUCUGAAGAGUACAAAGGAGGAGAUCAAAUUCAAGUUGGCAAUGGAUCAAAACUCAAAAGCAAUCCUUCUCAAAGGACCGAAUGAAAGCGGUCUCUAUCGCUGGCCUCGUCAAUCUCCUUCCAAUAAAGAGUCAUCUCCUUCUACUUUUGUCAGUUCGCGUGUUUCUUCAGAUCUGUGGCAUCAACGUCUAGGACAUCCAAAUGAUCGAAUCGUGCAACAAGUUCUUCACAGAACCAAGCUUCCUUCUUUGCCAAGUUCUCAAACAAAUAAAUGCCAUGCUUGUUUUCUUGGCAAAUCCAGUCGUUUGCACUUACCUCCUACAUGUACUAGAAGUAAUGGUCUUUUGGAUCUUGUGUUUAGUGAUGUAUGGGGUCCGUCACCCAUACUCUCUUCUAAUGGUCAUAGAUAUUUUGUUUUAUUUGUUGAUGACUACUCCAAAUUUACAUGGUUGUUUCCUAUUAAUCGCAAAUCUGAAGUGCUUGAUGUUUUUAUU